CUUCAAACGGCCGCUCGAGGCGCAAAGAGGGAGAGAGAGUGCGAGAGUCGGUGAAAUGGCCGACGGUGUGGAUCACAUUGAUAUCUACGCGGAUGUUGGCGAAGAGUUUAAUCAGGAGACAGAAUACAGUGGUCAUGAUCAGAUCGAUUUGUAUGAUGAUGUCAUAUCACCAUCUGCCAAUAAUGGGGAUGCACCAGAAGAUCGUGAUUACAUGGAUAGCAUGCCACAGUCUGUUUCAGAUGAUGGUGGGAAAACUCCUAAUUCAUUGGGCCCAAAUAUUGUGUAUACAUAUACUGGCAAGAGAAUAGCUUUAUAUAUUGGGAAUCUGACGUGGUGGACCACAGAUGAGGAUCUGACUGAAGCUCUCCAUUCAAUGGGCAUUACUGAUCUUUUAGAAAUCAAAUUUUUUGAGAACCGGGCUAAUGGACAGUCAAAAGGGUUUGCCCUCAUUUGUGUGGGAUCUGAAAGUUCAUCCAAAAAAUUGAUGGAUAUGCUUCCUAAACGAGAUAUGCAUGGACAGAAUCCUAUCGUCACACCAUGCAAUAAGCAGUCACUCAGUCAGUUUGAAAUGCAGUCUAGAAAAUCUACUCAGUCUGGCCAAAUGUCAGGUGAAGGGAAAGCUGGGCCGCCUGGAGCUAACAGUCGAUUAGCAUUUUCGCAGAGUGGAAGAGGACGUGGUCGUUUCCCACCAUCUGGCCCUGGUGGGGACAGAUUCCCAGGGCCUUCUGGACCAGGAGGGCCUCCACCUUUUCCUGGGCAAGGUCCGCCACGACCACCUCCAGGUCCUCCUGGUCCACCAGGCCCCCCGGGUCCGCCUCCACCUGGACAAGGUCUUCCUCCUCCAUUAGGUGGGCCACCAAAUCGUGGUGAUCGUCCUCCACCCCCAGUUCUGUUUCCAGGGCAACCGUUCGGACAACCUCCCAUGGGACCACUCCCUCCUGGUCCUCCCCCUCCUGUUCCAGGCUAUGGUCCUCCUCCUGGGCCCCCCCCUCCUCAACAAGGACCACCUCCACCACCUGGACCCUUCCCACCACGUCCUCCAGGCCCACUUGGCCCACCAAUUAGUCUUGCUCCACCUCCCCAUCUCCCUGGACCACCUCCUGGUGCGCCACCUCCAGCCCCUCAUGUAAAUCCUGCUUUCUUCCCACCACCAACCAGUAAUGUAAUUCCCUCAUCUGACAGCCGUGGACCGCCUCCGUCAGAUCCGUAUGGUCGCCCCCCGCCAUAUGAUCGAGGAGAUUAUGGACCUGCUGGCAGAGACAUGGAUUCUUCAAGGACUCCACUGAGUGAAGCAGAAUUUGAGGAAAUUAUGAAUCGAAACAGAGCCAUUUCGAGUAGUGCAAUAUCAAGGGCUGUGUCGGAUGCUAGUGCUGGUGAUUAUGGGAGUGCUAUUGAAACACUGGUUACAGCUAUUUCUUUGAUAAAGCAAUCUAAAGUAUCUGCAGAUGACCGUUGCAAAGUUCUCAUAAGUUCUCUACAGGAUUGCCUUCAUGGAAUAGAAUCCAAGUCAUAUGGUUCUGGGUCACGGAAACGUGAACGUUCACGGGAGAGGGACCACAGUAGAUCAAGAGAGAAAAGCAGACGUCAUAAAGAGCGCUCACGAAGCCGUGACCGACAUGAUGAUUAUUACCGUGAAAGAAGUAGAGAGCGGGAAAGGCAUCGUGAUCGUGAACGAGACAGAGACAGAGAGAGAGACAGAGAGCGAGAGUAUCGUCACCGUUAAAUAGAUUUAAGAUUCUUCAGUUUGGUGAAGUAGCAUUCGAUUGGGACCUUAAGUUGUACAGAACCUGUUAAGUACAGUCAGAUAAGUCUUAAUUUUGGUAAGUAUUCUUAAAUUUUUGCCAGAGAUGUGUUCGUGUCGAAUUUGUUGAGAAUUGUAAUUUAAUUACUUCAUUUUAACACUUUUUAAUUUCCAGAUUGAAGCAUUGCUUUACAUGUAAGAAUUCAAAUUUUUAGGCAUCUAUUUAUUUUUGAUUUCUGUUGCAGUUUAGUGUUUUCUCUCCAACCACAUGUUGCAAGUUAUUUGUAGAAGUAGUUAUCAAACUACAUUGGUAGGUCUUUGGGUAGUAUAAAGUUACACUUCAAAUUGUAUUUUACAUUCUUUAUUCCCCACUGUCUUUUUCUUUCUGUGUCUUCAGCACAAAUGCUGUGGAACACUUACUAAUUUAAAAAAAAGUUCAAUGCCAGUGUCACAGAUGCAGAAAUGCUGGCUUUUUACAAAGCUCCCUCUUGUCCCCAUCCAUCAAGGUUUACAUUAUUUAAUAGCUUUCCAUUUGGAUUUUUAAGUUUUUACUUAGCCAUUUGUAUUUAUGUCAAUUUUCGUUUUAAGCAAGUGAGAUUCCUGGGCAAGUGAAAGUGAUUCUGAUAUAAACUGAACAGCUUUCCAGAAGUAAGUUUUAAUACUUAAAGAAUAGAGAAGUAAAUUUUUCAGAUGUGUACAAGUAAUUUUGCCAUUUGUGUUUUGAGGGUGGAGUAGGCAUUAAUUUUAAGUUUCUUUUGUGUAACCAUGUGAUGGUUUGUAUAGUUGGAAUGGGGCUCUGCUACUUAUUCUUCCAAUUGAGAAGCAAAUUUUUACAGCCAUCUAACACUCAAAACUUCAGCAUUUUUUAAUUGCUAGAUUUACUGACUGGGUGUGUCUCUAAGUAAUUGGCGACAGUGAUUAAUCCUGGGCCAUCGAGGAUACGAAGCAGCAAAGUUGAAAUACCCCACAAGAUUUGCAAGAGACCAGGACAUCCAGAAUAAAAGUCAAAUAUUAUGACAGCAUUUAUAAAAUGCCUCAUAAUAAAUUACCUGGCAGUCCUUGUGGCAUUGGAUGGUGCUUCAGACAGGAAAAACUUAUUUGAAGCAUUUAGAGUUUUCUGGCACACUUUCUGGAAAAAAAAACAUACACCUUGAAUCCUGUACUUGAGUAUUGGCUGUCAGAAAUGUAUUUUACCUCAAAGAAGCUUUCACCACCCCCCCCCCCCCCAUGUUGUUUUAUAGUUUGACCUUUCAAGUUUGCUGCAGCCGUGUGGAUAAAUGUUCAAUUUAAAGCUUUUCAUUCUUUUACACUUAGUGUAAAUAGAGUUUCCAAAUUAUGCUAAUCCUGCAUAAUUACCUUGGAUUAAUUUUCAAAAUGGAACAUGUGCAAUUUGUUAAUACCUCAUUCUGCAUCUUUUUGCCAGGGUUUUUGUCUUUCUUUGAAUAAACAAUUCAUUGAAGUCUUGACUUGAGUAUAAAUUAUGCCAUAACUUUGUAUUUGUGGCAUUUUUUUAGCUUUUGGAGUUAUCCCAUAAUGACAAAGCAAGGGGAGUAUUUUUAUGAAGAGUGUUGAAAUAAAGAAAUCCUCCGGUGAUGUUUUGUGAUCUAGUCUUCAUGUAUCAUGUACAGAAAAACUGCAAAGUAACAAGUUGGUUGACAUUAUUAUUUUUUCCCCCGCAGGUAAAUAGUCUAAUUACAAUUGUGGGCUAUUUUAAUUUUAAUUUUUUUUGUCCAAGUUUAUGCACAGCUCGCUCAGAAAUUAAAUGCAAAUCUUUGCCUUUUCGACUUGCACUUUUUAAAGCUCUGAUAGUCCAUAAUGUUAUUUAGAGAGAUUUAGGAGAAUUUUCUGACUCCAGCCACUAGUAUUUGUACAAGUAUUCUAAGUUUAAGGUGUUUGGCCUUCCAUCUAGUUUUGGUAGGUGGGCAUAUUUGUAGAAAUUUUUUAUUCUAGUUUUGAAUUUGAGGGUACCUGAUUACAGGUCAUGCCAUGGAUGUUUUAAUACUUGUUUUUAUGGUUUCUUUCAUGAGAUCUUUUAAAAAGACCCAUGCCAGGGAAAGCUAGUCAUUUUUAUACUGUUGGUACAUAAAGUUCUGUUUUUACCCUCUUUAAAUCUCGUGAAUUUGAAGUGGUUUUUUUGCAAAUUGUUUGUAUUAUAAAUUUGUACGAUAAGUUAUGUGUGUCUGUGGUGUGCUGAUACACUUUACAUAAUGAAAUCUGAAAGCAGCCCUAAUAUUGCUGCAUUGAAGAUUCAUUCAGCCUUUCUUUUGAGGUAUUGCAGCUACCAAGUUCAUGAGACUAAUAGUAGUAAAUUAGUCAUAAAGACAUUGCUGAAUAUCAACACGCAUCCUCAGUCACUCUUGUUCCAACAGAAUUGAAUAUUGCUUAGUACUAAGAACGUUUUGGAUUUACAGAUUCUAAAGUGAGGCGUUUUAGGAACUUGAGUUGUGAAUUGUAUUGCUUAAGCCUACUACCCUUGUUUAGAUGAGGUCAAUACUGUAGUUGUGCUGCAAGCUUUACGUGUUAAAUUUAUGUCUGAUAUUUCCAGUUACUGGAACUAAAUCAUAUUUAUUGUAGCCAUAGGGAGGUCUGUCCUAAACUCUGUGGACAGAGGGGAAUAGAUAGAGAAACCAAACAACUUUAUCAUACAUUUUCAUUCAGGUAGAUUUGGCUUUUAAAUAUUUUUGAUCACUAUUCCUUAAUUGGACUGUUCUCCUCCUGCCUCUUCAGUUCCGUCUCGAAUUGAAUACCUGAUUCUGGAGAUAAUUUCUAUAAGUGUAAACAGGUUUCAAAAUUUCAAGUUCUCUGUAGUUUGAGAGAAGAAUUGUUAGACUCUGAUAUUUGUGUACUGUUGAAGCCUGGUUGAAUUGAGAUUUUUUUCAUCUGACAGUACAUUCCCUAAAUUGUGUCUCUCUAAGAAUGUCUGUAGUCUUCAACAGUGUUCAACAUGUAUAAUAUAAAAAAAACAAGCUGUUCAUGCACAAAAGGCACUGGAUUGGGUUUUUUUGUCCUUCAGUAUAACUACUACAAGUCAAUGUAGUCAUGAUUUUUAAUAAUGUUGAAUUCAGUUACCACAAGUUGUCUCAGCUUCAUUUUUUUGUGCAUGCUUCCACUACAUGUAAACUGCUUGUAAUACAAAUUCAUGUACCUAAAUUGCACAGUAUAUUCUUGAACAAUCUCUCGAGUUAAAUGGUAAAAGUCACUGGAAGUGUGAAGUUUAAUGACAUUAAAUUAAUUAAACUUUAUGCUAUUAUUUUGGCUAAUAUGAUCUAUCUGGCAUCUUGAAUUCAUGUGACUUGAGAGUCAAUUGGUCGGGUGCAGAGAGGCUCUGUCAGGAUGGUGAGUUCAUCUUCUGUAAAUGAUGUAGAAAGAUGGUUCAAACGUUCAUUGAACAUAUGCAAUUGAAGCUGUAUAAACUUCUUCAAGAAUUUCCCAUUUGCCAGCAACUUUUUAGAUAAACAUUAAUGACUAACGUUCAAGUCCAAUCUCACGUGAGUUUGUAAAGUUUCACUAAACUUCUUGAACAGUUUGGUGCACAUGAAACAUUUUUAAAAAAUCUAACUUUCAAGGUGAUACACAAACACUUUUGUGUUGUGAUGACAUUUGGGUGGUGUUUGGCACCUGUGACUGAGACUGAUCUGUAAAACUGUUUACCUUGUAUGAAAGGUCAAAUCAGAUGGUCUGUAUUUUUCCUUGAAAGUGAAUGUAUAUUUAUGUAAAUUGUGCUCUGAACUCUAAGCUUUUAAAUGAGAUAUUUUAUAUUGGUUACUGGUAUUUCUCAGCUUCUCACUUUUUUAAAGAAUUUUCCCUUGAGUUUCCAAUGGAGAAAAAUUCAAGUUACUCUUAUCCCACAAUGAAAAGUUGGCCAUGACUGGUACCUAGCAAAAGGCUAACAAUUUAAUCCUCACUAAUUUUUAAUUUCAAAAUAAAAUUAGUUGAUGUUGGUUAAGAACCUUGAAUUGUUUUAAGUAAAGUUAUAAAUGCUUCAAAAUAUAUUCCAGUGAGAUGUCCCAAUUUUAAAUGAAUUCUAUGUUGCACCUUUCACUAUUUGCAUGUGUCAACAUUCCCCGCAAAUUUAGGAAAUGUGUCUGGUGUUUUUUUUAUUUUUUUUUGUUUUGUAAAAUGGUAGCUCCUGUAGUGCUGCUUGUCAUUUCACAGUUGCAGAAAAUUUCUAUUUCAUCUUUAUAAGCCACUUAGGGAUAUAAUGCCUUAAUAUAGUGAAUAAAGUAUUGUUAAUGGUUGUCUUGUAUACAAAAAUUUAGGCUACAAAUUGCAUGAGGAAUUAUCCACAGUCAUCAAAACCAGGGACUUGUACAAAUUACUCUAUUGUAAAAGUUUUGUAUAUUGUGUAAAUGCUGUAAAAUGCUGGCUUUGUUACCUGUAUAAAUACAACUUUAAGCGUAACUGUGCAUGGGUGUGCAAAAUUGCUUUGUAAUAUAAUUCGAAUGUGAUCUCAAGUUAAAAUACCUUUAAUAAUCCCUAUAUUUCAAAAUUCUAAAUACCAAAUCAAUUGUUUUGUGCCAUUUCUCAUUGUGUCUUUAUUAUUGAUUUCCUAAUUAUAUCUGUGGAUUGUGAAUGUUUUGACCUUUAAAGCUUUAAUGGUUGCACUGAUUAGAUCCUUUUGGUGGAAUAGAAAUUAUGUGCAUUGUUUUGUGACCCAUAUUUGAAUUCAGCUUCAGCCCUAUUUCUUUUAAAUGGCUUUAAUCAUCGGAAUUCUGUAAUUCCCAAAUGAAAACCAAGUGCUGGAGAAAUUCAGGACUGGCAGCAUCUGUGAAGAGAGAAGCAGUUAACAUAUUUGCGAGAGGCAUGACUUUUCUUUUGAAUCAUUUGGUUUCAAAAUGGUAACUCUUCCACUGUCCACAGAGGCUGCUGGAGCAACUGGAUUUUUCCAACACUACUAUUUUUUUGAUCUUUAGACCUCCAUCAUUUGCAGUAUUUUGCUUUUACUCUCUCUUUCCCAAACCUGUCUCCUGGAUAGAUUGCCCAGAAAAUGGGCUUAACUUUCUCUAUUGGCUGUUCUUCCCUAAAGAAAUUAAUGCAUUCUGCUUUCUUUACAAGAUUCAACAACUCUUAAAAUGUUAUACAUCACCGCAAAAUAGUAGUAUAGAAAACAUCCAUAGAUGUUAAAUCUUGAAUAAAUGCACUAUGAUAUCUUUUUAUAGAGCAUUUCAGUAUUCAUGUGCCUUAGAGAUUUGUCUGUAAAGAAGUUUUGUUGUUAAAGCUGGUCAGCUAAAAAUUUUCAUUUUCAAGCUUUUUUGAAAUUUCUUUUUCAAUAUUGGUAGUACCGAUAUAAUCACCAUGAGACAUUAUUUCCCAUCUGGAGAUCUUGGUACGUGGAUUUGCCUUAAUAGAGAACUUAAUAAAAUUACUGCAAGAUUUUUUUUUAACAUGUCGGUUUAUUCAUUUAAUGUGUUCAACACAUUGCACCACAAAGCCAUCUCCAAGGACUUAUUGCUCCAGCAUGCAUUAAGAUUACACUAAAAAAUUGUCAAGUGUAUGUACUAAGAGUUAAAAUGUUUAGUCUGAGUAGAUUUGUAAUAUUUAAUAUUCUCCCUAUCGCACAAGUUUAUGUAGACUUUAAUACUGCUAGGUAUUAUUUGUCACAUAGCAAAUAAUAGACACUAGCUAUCCUUAAUGUUGGGAUAAAUGGAUUUAAUGUUAGUGCCAUAAUUCUUCUAUAAUUAGUAUGUGAAUGUGCAUAAGGUUUAUAGAUGAACACAAUUCAGUCUUUGCCUGUCUGUUACCACAGUUGUGGGUCAUGCACCGUAAGAAGAUCUUUGUAAUAGGAUUUUUGUCUACACUUGGCUUACAUUUCAAUAUCAACUGAAAUGAGCUAUACACUGCAGACAAACCGACUAAUCUUAAAACACUAGAAUGCAGUUUUGUGACUGUCAAAACUACUGGCUCUUUGAGUGCCAAGUCAUUUUUCCUGUAAUUCUACAGAUAGUUUGUCAUAAUUAUCACAUUUCUGUCUUAAGCCAUGGUGAACCUGCCUCCAGUACACUUGGGCGCAUUUCAGAUGCUAACCACCCAUUGUUUGCAAAUAAUUUUUUUAUCUCUUCACCUUUUGUUUUGCCACUCCCUUUAAAUUGCUGUUUUCUGGUUUUCAGUGUUUCCAGUAUUGGGAACAGUUUCUCCCUGUCUGUUUUGUCUAGACUCCUCGUGAAUUUGAACACAAUCUAAUUCUAUCUCUUGCUGUAUAAAGAGGAAACAUUAGGCUGGAAUCAGAUCUGAUGUUACUAGGUAAGGAAGGAUGGAAAUUGUGCAGGCAGUGGAUGCAAUCUUCUAGUGAUCCUGCUGCCAGAUGACUGGAUAAUUGCAAAUGUUAGUACCUACUGUAGGGCAGUAUGGUGGCUUGGUAGUUAGCUCUGCUGCCUCACAACGCCGGGGACCCGGGUUUGAUUCCAGCCUUGGGCGACUGUGUGGAGUGUGCACAUUGUCCCUGUGUCUGUGGGUUUCCUUUUGGGUGCUCCAGUUUCCUCCCUCAGGCCAAAGAUGUGCAGGCUAGGUUGAUUGGCCAUGCUAAAUUGCCCCAGUGUCUAAGCUGUGAAAUGCAGGGAUCAGGUAGGGGGUGGGUUGGUGUGGACUUGAUGGGCUGAACGGCCUCCUUCCACAGUGUGGAUUCUGUGAUGGUCCAGAAAUCAUGCAAAACUAAACAUGGCAACUACAAAGCAUUGAUUUUAACUUUUGGGAUCUCUAUGGCUGGAAAGCAUUUAAUGAUCAAAACAAAAUUAACAGUCACUUGAAAAUAAUUGAUUUAUUCAACAGAGCCAGAAAAGAUUUUUGAACGACAAAUCCUAUUAGAGUUUGUAAAGGUUAAAAUUAAAUAGGUUUGAUGUAGUGUAAUGGAUUUCAGAAAGGGGUGUAAGUCAUCACUCGGUUUUAGCAAAGUUCACACCCAUGGAACAUAUGGAAAGUAACAGUUGUACAAAAGGAUGCUUAAUGACAGGAAACCGAAGUGGUGAAUGGUUGUUUUCUGAAGAGGAUCACUGCCUGUGUGUAAGGGUCCGUUGGGACCAUUGCUAUCGCCUUCAUUCUUAUUAGUGACGUGGAUGUGGGUGUGCAGAGCAUAAUUUCAAAUUUUCAUAAUUAUUCUCAGAACUCAUGUCUUACACAGACUUGCAUUUUAAGAGUUUUCGUGUAUAAAUGAAAUCAAAAACAUUGUUUUGGAGGGGUUGGUUGGAGGACCAGGGGAGACACUGCGGCAUGAUUAUUACGUGCCCAAAAUGUAUUGCAAAAUUUCACUGGAAUUGGCUGUGUAUUUCUGCCAUAUUUAUGUUAUCUUCUAAAUAACUGUUUCAAAUAGAAAAGGCAUAUUUAAUAUAAAGUAUUUACAUAUGUUUGGCAAUGUUUUGAAUUUAGAAACCUUGGCUUUGUUGCUGGCAAUUCAUUUUUACAUUUCAUAUGAAGUUGAAUCCGUGUGUAAUGUUGUUAAAAAUAUCCCCAAAAAGCAGAAGGUUUAGUAUCUGCAUUGGGUACAGCACUUUUUUGGGGGGGGGGAAAAGACUUUUUGACCUUUUUUACCAUUAAAGCAAAUUCAGACUCUCUCUGUAGGGAACACCUAAACUUCCCAUUGUGACAACAGCAUUGCGUGUGUGCAUCUUUCACUACAAUUAAAUUUCAAUAGAGAAUGACUACAGAAAGCAACAACACGGGGAAUUGGCUGUCCCCAUGCAUAAAUCACAAAAAAACUAGCAUCCAAUUUCUAGUGGGUGUUGGCAAAUGCAAAUGGACUGUUGAUGUAUAUUUCAAAGGCAAUGUAUAAAAGUAGGGAAAUCUUGCUAGAACUAUACAAGACACAAAGUUCUCUGCGCCUCAAGCACUGGACAGGUAAGAUCUCCAUUAUUUAACAAAAAAAUGUGCUAGUCUUCGAGGAAAUUCAGAGGGGCCACUAGAUUGGUCCAGAGUAUGGAGGAAUUCUCUUGAGAGGUUGAGUGGGUUGGAUCUAUACUCAUUCAAAUUUAGAAGAGUUGGCGGUCAUGUUAUUGGAACAUAGAAGAUUCUUAGGGGACUUGAUCAGGUAGGUUCAGAAAGGUAGUUUCUCUUUUAUUGGAGCCUAAGAUCACAGCCAUGCCUUUGAAUUAGUGUUCAUGCAGGAUAAGUAAGGAGGGAGUUCUUCUGAGGGCGCUGAGUCAGUAGAAUUCCUUACUGGAGGAGACUGUUAUUAAGAAUAUUCGAGGCAGAGGCAUGUUUUCAAUCAGUAAAGGAAUAGAGGGUUAUGGAGAAAUGGCAGGGAAAUAGAGUUGCUGAUUAUCAUAUCAACCAUGAUCUCAUUGAAUCACAACAUACAUUUGUUUCUAAUUACCAAUAGCCCAACUGCUAUGUACACUGUUAUAAGUUGUCAUUAUGUGCAUAAUCAGAUGUCACAAGCUGUCUUUUAGAUAGCAUUCUGUGUUGUUUCACUGAGUAAUCUUCAUUCCUUUGCAGGUUUGUGAGCUUAUUUGCAUAUUGUUUUCUGAUGAUUAUAGUUUGUUUAGUUUUGGUCUUGCUGAUGACAGAAAUAGCUUAUUGCAAUAAGGCAACAGGUGUCUAAAUAAAAUGUCCACGCACCAAGCCAUGUUUUAAACUACAUAUUUUUGAGUGCUUUUAGAGUCUUGUGAAAUAAACUAUUUGUAACCCAUUGCCAGCUUGUGUGUAAAUUAGUUGAGUGCAGAGUAGGCACAAGAAUAAUCUCGCCACUCUCUUAAUUUAGGGCCUUAAAUGCCCUUUGCAUAUGACCUAAAUCAGUGCAGCCCAAACUUUCUGUUCCAAGUGUCACCUGAUUUUACCAUAUCUGACUUCAGGCCCUGAAAUGAGAGGACUGGAGGACCUGUUGAAUGGUGCGGGCUUCUGUUUUUUUUCUAUUCGAGGGGGAGGGGUGUAUUAUCAGAUUCAGUCGUCGCUGGCUCUUUCCUUCCCGUCUCAAGCGAGCUCCUCUUUGUCGUUCUUACUUUAUGUCUGUGUCUUCCUUCCCUGUACUCUGUUCUUGUCUUUUGUCUCUCUUCCAUCCUCACCCCCUCCCAAAAAAUGCACCUAAAGGGGGUUGUUAAAAUGGAAAAUCAUGUUUUUGCUGCAACAGUUCGGUCUCAAUUUAUUAGGCCAUAGUCACUAACACAAAAAGAAAACAAGAAUUGAAGCUUUUGGGAAUCCAUGCCUAAAUAAAUAAAACAACCGAAUGUAAAGCAGAGGAAAUGUUUUGUGAUGUCAUUUCUAAGUUGUAUUUAUUUCUAUACAACAGCAUUGAUGUUACCUAAACUGUUGCACUAAAGUAUUUGUGAAAUAAGUUUGCUGAAUUAUAAAUAUAAAAAACUGCAUUGACAUGCCAUAAUUCUAGCUCUUAACACGACCUAACACAGAGGACUGUCUAAUCCUGUUUAGAAGAUUUUGACAAAAUAGACCUUAUGAUUUCCAAUAUAUUUUCUUCUUCAACAUAUUGUUAUUUCUCAAUUUUAAUUACUUGAUUACAACUAAAGACAGUAAGUGGAUCAUAAUGCCACUCUGGUGAACUUUAACAAUUUGCAUGUCAUCUAAGCGUCCACUAUCGGUAUCAAAAAUGUUUUGAUUUCUGUAAGCGAAGAACCUUACAAAUGGUAUGUAAUCAGUUACUGCUGGUGUGUCAAGUUGGUGAGGAAUGUGGGAAAUAGGAAUAAGCUGCUUGUGUUCUGUAGCCUGCUCUACUAUUCAGUUAGGUCUUGGUUGAUCUGCAACCUGUCUUUUGCCCAUGUAUUGGCCCCAUUUCAUUCAAGGUUUUGUAAUAUCUGAAAACUAUUGAUCUUAAGUGUCAUAAAUUCAUUCCCUAAUCUCCACAGCCCUUCUUGAUAGAAAAUUCCAAACAUUCACCAACAUCUGAAAAAAGGAAUUUCUUCUCAUCUUGCCCCUAGAAGGCUGUCAUAGUCUCUGUCUCCCAAUUACACACACUCUCUCUUCCUUUACACUACUAGCCUUCCCUCCCCAGCCUGACAAAUAUAGGAAAGCAUCCUUCCUUCAUCUGCCCUGUCAAGCUCUAAGAAUUUUCUGUCAGGCUACAGUUAAUUUGAGUUGGCCUUAACGCAAGGUUUCCUUUUGCACAUAUAGAUUGUAAACAGUUUUUGGCCUAAAGGUUUAAGAAAUAAAUUAGUUCAGUGGAAUUACAAAAGCAUGUUGGCUUUAUUCAAAGUGGCGAACAAACUUGAAUCAUCAGGACCUCCAAGACUCCUUGUUACUUCUGCCCAUAUUUUAAAGAUCUGCUUUUACAGUAGGUUUAACAUUGCAGUGGUACUGAUUUGUCUGUUAAAUUACAGUAAAUUUUAGACAUUUUAAAUGUAUGCUUCACUUCAGUCACUCACAGGCAAAGCAAGUAGAAGCUUUUUAUUUAUCCUUUGAAUCUGCAAAUAGCAGUGAAAGCUUCAGUGGAGCUUUGGAUUAUGAUCAGUGAUUACAAUCAAUCCUCAGUGGAUCAACUGAAGGUAUUUCUAGAUGUUGUUAUGGAGAUAGUAGGAACUGCUGAUGUUGAAGAAUCUGAGAUAACGAGGUGUAGAACUGGAUGAACACAGUGGGCCAAGCAGGGAAGCUGAUGUUUUGCAUGUAGACCCUAUUUCUAGAUAGGGCCACUGUCUUCUAUUGUAUUAGCAUACCACUGAAAAUGUUUUAAGUAUGAGAUUUAUUUAGUGAGUUAGUAUGUUGCAAUGUUACAAUUAUUUUUAAAUUAGUAUCUCACAAUGUCAUAAUUAGGUGAGAAGUCUAAUGGAUUCAUAAAUGCUUGGACCUUAAAUGCACAAGGAGUCACAGUUGUUUAAUGUCUGUAAAGGUAUUACCUCUAUAGAAGUUUCACUGUCUACUACUUUUACACAAGAAUUAUAUUUAGUUUUAACUGUAGCAUUAAACACUUUUCAUUUAAGUAGUCUUUUUAAUUUAAAUUUAGUCAUAAUAUUACUUCAGCAUUUAAGACUGUGUAUCUCAAAGUUAAUCCAUGUUGGUGCAAUUUGGACAAUCUGUUUUUGGGUUUGCCUGAUGGAGAUCAGUUACAUGCGGCCUUGGGGAAAUGUUGUCUCAUGGAGAUUGUGAAAUAUGGUUUCAAUUUCAUUGAGUGUAAAACUUUAUUCUUCGUCAGAGAUGUGGGUCAGAUUGUUGCUAAACUAGUGUGCUAACAUGUGGCAUUGCAACAUUUCUCAAUUACUACAAUUGGUUCACUUUAUAAGAUUGUUUUGCUGUUUAAUAGACUGCUAUAAUUUGUUUCAACUAAGCAUUGAAAUAAAUAUAAUCAGUUUUGAAUAUGCUUGAAAUGUAGAAAAGCUGUUGCUUAAGUCACUUAUGACAUGAAUCUUGUGGUAACUUGAGGGGCAAAUAGUAUGCAGUGACUUUUUUAGUGAAUUCAUCAGCUAGGUUUGUAGAGCAGUUAAUGCAAUCAUAAGUUAUUUUCUCCAUCUGCUCUCAAAUAUUAAUCAAGGGUUAAUUGCUAUCAACAUAGUUACUGUAAAUACUUUUGAAACAAAUAAUGAAUCUCAGGGCAUGGGGAAACCUGUGGCUGCUGCAAAAUUUUGUAAAAUUAUUUUUCGUGUUUUUUAAUUCAGAAUGAACUUUUAGAUGGCAUUUUAAGUAGAAGAUUGAGAGCUUUAGCUUGAAGCACUGUAUAUCUGCAUGUCUGGUUGUUACACGAGCAAAAUCUUUGUUAGUUUUUGUAAGGCCCAAUAUAUUGACUCUUUUCUAGCAAGUACUGUUGAUCAAUUUAUGUUUGAAUGAAAAUGUUUCAUGUUUGAAAGGGAGUAUUUCCAUAUAAAUUAGCCCAGUUGUGACCUUUGACAUGUAUUCAAGUUCCCCUAGGUUUUAGGUUGGUUUUUGUUUUAAAAGAUCUGUAAAAUUUGAUUUCUCAUAGCCCCUAUUAUUUUUGUUCUCAAUUUAAAUGUGGGUACAAACCGACACAAUUCUGCAGUUGUCAAGUAAUACACUAUGAGCAUUCAAAAUGUGACUUUUAUUUCAAUAACAUUUCAAGUAAAACUCAGUCAACCACAUCUUGGCACUUGUGGACAAAUUGUUCCCCAUGUUUUCCUGAGUCAGCUGGUGAAAGGUCACAAUUGGGGUCAGUUUUGAUGCUCAAUGUUUUCAAAUGAAUGAGUGAUAGUUAAAAGCUUGAGCUUUUUAAAAAAAAAUUUACUUCUAAAUGUGACAAACUUCUAACGUGUAUAAAUUAAUUAACUUACUGAUGUGUAGCAGUUGGUCUUAAUGUAUUUUCUGGGCUGUUUGGAAUGUGUGGAAAAAUACUUCUCAAACUUUUUCUGAUGUGCUGAACAUGAGUUUAAAUUUGUUUCUUUUGAUCUGUAGUAUUUGCAUACUAAUAGUGUAAAAUUUGUUCAAGGCACCAAUAUUAAAACAAAUGCAUGACUUAUAAUAUGUACUUAGUAAAAUCAAUAUGAUGGUGUAAAGUAUGUACAAACGUAGUCAGGGAAGAACAAAAUCUACAUCAUGAAUUUUGA
Molecule: messenger RNA, 14166 nt
Organism: Stegostoma tigrinum
Lineage: Eukaryota; Metazoa; Chordata; Chondrichthyes; Orectolobiformes; Stegostomatidae
Gene: cpsf6
Product: cleavage and polyadenylation specific factor 6
Exons: 10
Coding region: 56-1723 (555 amino acids)
Biological process (GO): mRNA alternative polyadenylation
Cellular component (GO): mRNA cleavage and polyadenylation specificity factor complex
Molecular function (GO): mRNA binding
Source: RefSeq, a predicted model, not a curated record